GCAAGCGGUUCUGUUGGCGGAAAAGUGAAAAUAGAGCCUGAAAACUGAAAAAAGUAAACCCCUCGAAGAAAAUAACAGCUCUAGAAACGCGGAAAUAUUUGCAAAUUGAGUGUGUCUUGUGCCGAAUAAAACAGUGUUUAAAAUAAAACGAAAAAGACUACAAUCGCUGCGAUCGUUCGCCGUUUAAAAAAUCCCACAGUUACAGAUUGCCGGUAGAUGUGAAUUUAUUAAUGUUUUCUGGCAUCGAAUGUUUCCAAAUGCAAGGAACACCGGCUCAAACCGCCUUUUUCGGGCUUCAGGCUUCAGCGAUGCGAAAAUAGUUCGCGAAAACGCAGCAGGCGACGCGUCUUUUUGGCUCUCGAGCUCUUGAAAAGGGCAUGAAAACUCGAAAACUGGGGCCAAUAAAAGAUACAUACAAGAAAAAUAAGCGAGUGCGCGAAUUCGACUGCGUGUGCGCUGCGAAUGUGUUUGUGCGAAGCCAAAAAAAAAAGAUGAAAAUCCAACAAACAAACAAAUAAAACUAGUGUGAAGAAUAAUUUGCGCUGUUUAAACAAUUAGCCGCAAAACAAACGCCGGAAUUGAGUGCCUGUGCGGCUGUUUGUGUGUGUAUCUGUAUCCCAGGAAUGCGCAGUCGCGCAUGCGCAAAUAUUUGUGAUUUGUUUUGAAAGGAGAGAAGGAGCGAAAGAGAGAGGGAUAGGAUUGGAUUGGAAUAAAAAACACAUCUCCUGGCAUUCGCAAAAAGAGUGGUGACUUGACAAUAUGACUCCGAGGUCGUAGACUCCGGGAAAUCAAGGAGGGGGACGAAAAAAACCGAAACGACACAAGGCAAACAAGGAACCAACACGAAAAUGUCCGGCAAUCAACAACAGCAGCAGCAGCAACUACAACAACAACUACAACAGCAGCAGAAGUCAUUAACUAACAACACGACGGCAGCAACUACAAACGGAGCAACCACUUUGGGCCAUAAUUUGAUAAAAAUAAAUAGCGUUGACAAAAUAAUAGGCAAAGCCCAGGCAGCGACGCAGGCAAUUAACAAACUACAGCAGCAACAACAUCAGCAGCAGCAACAACGACGCUCUUUGCUGCCGGCAACAGGAGGAGCAGCUGCUAAUCCCCACCAGCAACUCAGCAACUCAGCGCAGCAACAAAGCGGAACGCCAACGCCGGCGGCUCAGUCGCCAGCCCAAAAGCAGCAGCAGCAGCAGCAACAAUCACAUCAAUUGCAGACGGUGGCCACGAUACACCAGCCGCACUCCACGCAGCAGCAACAUCAGCAGGCUCUGACUUCCCGCCUGCCCAUCCAGCAGCAAUCCGCUAAAGAAUUGCCCAAUCUAGCUGCCCAGCAGCCGUCGCAGCAGCGCCGCAGCUUCCACUACCAGUUGCAACAUCAGCAGCAGCAGCAACAUCAGCAGCAAUCUCUGCGCAGCCCGCAGCUAAAGGCACCGGCACCCGCCCACUCCAUCCCACCGAGGUACCAGCCGCCCCCGCAGCCCGCCACCGGGAUCCUCAAGCCACCGCAUUUGCCCCUCAAGUAUCCGCCGGAUAUUCCCCAGCUAUCCAGCAUCUACAUACCCGACUCCAUCAAGCAGCAGCAGCAGCAGCAGCAGUCGCGCUAUCUGCAACACCAAUCCGGAGGAGGAGGAGGAGCGAAGGAUAUGCUCAAGUUUGUGCGCAAGCCGGACCAGGAACACCCAUCGCCCAAUGCCUCGGUCACGUCCAGCGGCACGGGAAUACCCACGGUUAAUGGGGGAGGAGGAAGGCUGACCGCCGAGCAGAACCGCCAGCUGCAGUCGCUGGUGAACGAGCUGCGCGCCCUGAAGGAGCAGAAUCAGCGGCUGCUGGACGACAACCAGGAGCUGAGGGAUCUGUGCUGCUUCCUGGACGACGACCGGCAGAAGGGUCGCAAGUUGGCCAGGGAGUGGCAGAGAUUCGGGCGAUACACGGCCAGUGUGAUGAGGCAGGAGGUGGCCGCCUACCAGAACAAACUACGUCAGCUGGAUGACAAGCAGCAGGAGCUAAUCACCGACAAUCUGGAGCUGAAGGAGCUCUGCCUGUACUUGGACGAGGAGCGCGCCCAUGUGGCGGCCAAUGCGCUGUGCGCCGGCUGCGGAGCGGCCACCAGGAAUGCGCUGCGCGACGAUGGAGAUGGUUCCAGCUCGAGUACAAAUGCGGAUGAGACCAUCACGGCAUUGAGGAACUAUGCGGAGCAAAGGCAACUGCCACAGGAUCUACGUCAUGCCCACACGCUGAACGACCAGACGCUUCAGUAUGUACGAUCCCUAGAGCGGAGGAUCCAGCAGCUGGAGGAGGAGCGCACCACGCCCACCGCCCACCUGCAGCAGCCGACGACGCCAACGCCGCAGGCCACACCCACGCCCACAUCCGCAUCCGUCACACCAGCCUCCGCCAAAGCAGCAACAUCGCCCCACCAGCAGCAACAUCAGCAAUCGCAGCAAUCGCAGCAGCAACAGCAGGAGAUUGUGGCCGCUGCAGCGGCAGCAGCGGCGGCUAUCCAACUCCCAGAGCCAAUUGCCGGACGCCCGGAGGCGGUGGUGCGUGCCCUCCAGGUGCUGGAGGUGCGGGAGCAACUGGAGCGCGAUCGCCUGGGCAAUCUGGCCGGGAGCGCCCUGGAUCAGAUGGACGACGGGGAGAAGGCGCUGGUGCGAGAGAUGUGCAACGUGGUGUGGCGCAAACUGGAGGGCAGUCCACAUGGACCGGCGGCCCUGGAGCCGCUUUAAACCGGGAGAAGCAACCUGAACACCGGGCUAACAUAUAGACUAUAAUG
Drosophila takahashii is the source of this 2788-nucleotide messenger RNA. It is a transcript of the gene Ccdc85, whose product is annotated as coiled-coil domain-containing protein 85. NCBI's taxonomy places the organism in Eukaryota, Metazoa, Arthropoda, Insecta, Diptera, Drosophilidae. The record is from RefSeq and is a predicted model, not a curated record.